UAUAAAAUACAGAAACAUAAUGAUAAUACAAAUAUUCUUUCUAAAUAAUAGGAACUACGUAUUUGAAGAUUCAAUGUGGACAAUCCAACUCGUCAUGGCAUUUACCUUCUUCAUAGGUACGCUUUGGUUUCUAGUGCAGCUAAUAAGUAAAAGGCUAUAACAACAAAGAGAACAGGGCUAUUCAUGAUGCCCCAGUUGCCUCCCGGACCUAAGGGCUUUCCAAUACUGGGUUACCUCCCAUAUCUUGGGUCAGACCUCCAUCAAAAUUUCAUGGAAUUGGCCCAAGUUUACGGCCCAAUCUAUAAGCUCUCCAUUGGAAGAAAACAGUGUGUUAUAAUAAGCUCUCCAUCUUUAGCCAAAGAGGUGUUACGAGACCAAGACAUUACCUUUGCCAAUAGGAACCCUAGCAUAGCUUCCUUGGCUUUCUCUUUCGGUGGUAAUGAUAUUGCAUUCGCCUCUUACGGUCCUCAGUGGCGCUUAUUAAGAAAAAUAUUUGUGCGAGAGAUGCUUAGCAAUGAAAAUCUCGAUGCCUUUUACCCACUUAGGAGAAAUGAGCUCAAGAAAAGUGUUAGAGAUGUGUAUAGCAAGGUUGACACGCCUGUAAACAUAAGUGAAUUAGCGUUUCUAACUGUGAUUAACAUGAUCACAAGCAUGUUUUGGGGUGGUUCACUGGAUGAUAAUGAAGAUGAUGAAACAUGUACUCUUAGGGCUGAGUUUCGAGCAGCGGUUUCGCAACUUGUUUCGCUUCUCGGGAAGCCCAAUAUUUCUGACUUCUUCCCAUUUCUUGCAUGGAUGGAUGUGCAAAGAGUAGAAAGGAACAUGAAGAAGGUGUCAAGAUGGCUCGAGCAGAUUUUUGAGUUUGUCAUAGCUCAGAAAAGAAAUUCAUGUGAAGUAAUUAGCAGUAAUAAGGAUUUUUUGCAAGUCCUCUUGGAUUUCAAAGAUCCUGACACUGGAAGAUCUAUUUCCACAACCGAGAUGAAGGCUAUGCUUAUGGAUAUAGUGAUUGGUGGGACAGACACUACUUCAACAAUGGUAGAGUGGACAAUGACAGAGCUCGUGAAACAUCCUGAAUCACUAAGAAAAUGUCAAGAAGAACUAUCUGAAGUGGUUGGAAACGAAAACAACGUUGAAGAGUCUCACCUAGCCAAUUUGAUUUAUCUCCACGCUGCUGUGAAAGAAACACUAAGGUUGCACCCAGCAGCACCACUUCUCUUGCCUCGCUCCCCCACCAAGUCUUCCAUUGUAGGAGGCUAUGUCAUUCCGAAGGGGACUAAGGUCUUCGUCAAUGCAUGGGCAAUCCACAGAGACCCUCAGUUUUGGGCCAGCCCAACAGAGUUUCGGCCCGAAAGGUUCUUGGAUGAGAGCAAGUUAGAUUACCAUGGGAACAAUCUCCAUUACAUUCCUUUUGGGGCUGGUAGGAGUAUAUGUGCUGGGCUUCCUCUUGGUGAGAAGAUGCUAAUGCAACUAUUAGCUAUGUUGUUGCAUUUAUUUGAGUGGAAAUUGCCGAGUGGUGCCAAGAUAGAUUCUCGAGAGAAACUUGGGGUUGUGUUGGAGAAAUCGACUCCCCUUGUUCUUGUUCCUAAGCCUAGAUUACCAAACAUAAACAUUUAUAAUUAGGUGUGU
This is a messenger RNA of Humulus lupulus (European hop), 1623 nucleotides long. RefSeq names its product flavonoid 3'-monooxygenase-like. Gene Ontology annotation, molecular function: iron ion binding; heme binding; oxidoreductase activity, acting on paired donors, with incorporation or reduction of molecular oxygen. NCBI's taxonomy places the organism in Eukaryota, Viridiplantae, Streptophyta, Magnoliopsida, Rosales, Cannabaceae. The record is from RefSeq and is a predicted model, not a curated record. The coding region runs from base 184 to 1617 and encodes 477 amino acids. The transcript has 2 exons.